This is a messenger RNA of Anopheles nili, 873 nucleotides long. RefSeq names its product DNA repair protein RAD51 homolog 3. The record is from RefSeq and is a predicted model, not a curated record. Gene Ontology annotation, biological process: DNA repair; meiotic DNA recombinase assembly; reciprocal meiotic recombination. Lineage: Eukaryota; Metazoa; Arthropoda; Insecta; Diptera; Culicidae. The transcript has 5 exons. The coding region runs from base 1 to 873 and encodes 290 amino acids. Gene Ontology annotation, molecular function: ATP binding; crossover junction DNA endonuclease activity; ATP hydrolysis activity. Gene Ontology annotation, cellular component: Rad51B-Rad51C-Rad51D-XRCC2 complex; replication fork; Rad51C-XRCC3 complex.
AUGUUUAAAAGAUCGGCACUAGAUCUUUGGAAAGAAGAAGAGGGACGGACAAGCAUAGUGACGUUUUGCAAGGAUCUUGAUCUUGCACUGGGCAGUGGUAUAUCUGCAGGAGUCAUAACAGAAAUAUGUGGACCUCCCGGUAGCGGGAAAACACAACUGUGCUUACAGCUCCUGAUAAACGUUCAAAUACCCCGGCAACUAGGCGGUGUGGAGGGAUGCGCCGUGUAUUUGGAUACAAAUUAUGGGUUCUCUCCGCAGCGAGUACGAGAAAUGGCUCAUGCAUGCCAAAUCCAUUGUAGGAAUCUCGCGUUGUUUCGAAAACUAAAUCCAACAGACGUAUUAUCUGGAUUCACACAAGACACGGCUUUGGACGGUAUAAUGUAUUCUCAUGUAUCAAGUUACAGUGAAAUUAUAGAAGCAAUUGCUGUGUUGCAAAAUAAACUUUAUGAUCAUGAAAAGAUAAAACUGAUAGUAAUUGAUUCUCUUUCAUUCCUCAUACGAAACACGACAAGCAGCUCGUUGAAACGAGUGAAGCAUCUUCAUGAAAUACUUACGCUCUUGCAUAAACUUGCGAAUCGAUUUGGCUGUGCAGUUAUUGUUACGAACGAUGUAACCACGCGAAUUUCGGACAAUGAGACUUCGGAACGACGGAUGGAAGAUCCCCGGAUUGUACCCGCACUUGGCGAAAGCCAUUCUCACAAAAUCAAUCAACGGAUUUUAUUGGGCAGGGAUGAAACCUGCUCCAAUCUUCAUAAUCUCGAACAAAUUAGCUAUGUUGCCUCAAUAGAAAAAGGACACUUUCCUCCAGUUACGAUACCGUUUCGAAUUGAGUCUGUAGGCAUUCGAAGCAUCAAACAAAAAGUGUCUAUUUGA